CUCCUUGAGCAUAAAGGCGCUCUCUCAUUUUAAAUUUUCGUCCCAACGGCCCAACCUCUCUCUCUCUGUCUCUCUCAUGUAGGGUUUCUCAGGGAAAACCAAAUCCCAAAAAAAUUGAAAAAAUGUUUGAAAAAACGAAACGAAGGAAAUUCCAUUUCCAUUGAAUUUGAAUUUUAAUCAAAAUAGAAUGCGUUGAUAUACUAUUUCUAUUGCUGAAUUGAUUUUCCUGGGAAAAUUUUAGAGGUAGGUGGUGCUUUAUAUUUUAGUAAAGUUCGCAGUGAAAGAGUAAAAGAGAGAAAAAGAAAAGAAAAAAAAGAAACGAUGAAUUUAUCGGAUCCAGCAAUGGCGUUAUUGGCGGCAAGCGGAGGAGACACUGUGAAGCUCUUCGAUGUUUCGGUGAAGGCCGGCGAUCCUUGCGCUUUGACCUACACUCCCUCUCCUGGUUGCUUAGUUAAUUCAGUGAAGUGGAACCACACCAAUUUGGUUGUGGCGAGUGCUGGAGAUGAUAAGAAGAUCUCGUUGUGGCGUAAGAAUGGGCAGAGCUUGGGGACGAUUCCGGUGGCUGGAGCGGAUAGCGGCGACAACAUUGAGGAGUCUAUAACGGCUAUCAGCUUCAGCAAUAAGGUAUCCAGAUACAUAUGUUCUGGUGGAAGUGGUCAAGUUGUAAGAAUAUGGGAUUUGCAGAGGAAACGAUGUAUUAAAUGGCUGAGAGGUCAUACCAAUACAAUAACGGGUGCAAUAUACAACUGCAAGGAUGAACACUUGGCUUCCAUAAGUCUUAGUGGGGAUCUCAUACUUCACAACCUUGCAUCAGGUGCGAGGGCUGCUGAACUCAAGGAUCCCAAUGAACAGGUAUUGAGAGUGCUUGAUUAUUCCCGGAUUAGCCGACACCUUUUGGUUACUGCUGGUGAUGAUGGGACCGUACAUUUAUGGGAUACGACAGGUCGCAAUCCAAAGGUUUCUUGGUUGAAGCAGCACUCAGCACCAACAGCUGGUGUUAGUUUUUCACCGUCCAAUGAUAAGAUAAUUGCUAGUGUUGGUCUGGAUAAAAAGUUAUACACGUAUGACUCAGGGUCUAGAAGGCCCUCAUCUUGCAUUCCCUAUGAGGCGCCUUUCUCGUCAUUGGCUUUUAGAGAUGAUGGCUGGACUCUUGCAGCUGGAACAAGUAAUGGUCGGGUGGUAUUCUAUGAUGUCCGUGGAAAACCACAGCCCUUUGUAGUUCUCCAUGCUUAUGGUAGUUCAGAGGCUGUUACAAGUUUAUGCUGGCAGAGAUCAAAACCUGUUAUCGUAAAUGAAAGUAAUUGCACUACUGAGACUGCUCUUGUAGGAAAUGCUGUUGAAGACUCAAUUCUUAUGCCUGACCCACUUCCUUCUGUGACUUCAUCGAGCCUUUCUCUGUCUACAGUAGUAUCCAGUUCUCGAAAUUUGGGCCGAUUGGGUGCCUCCAUGGAAGCAUCUUCACUUACAGCAACCAGCAGUGCAUUUGCAUCUAGCACACUCCAUACGUCUACCACAGAGGAAACACCACAUCGAAGCCAUUUAAGGGCAGGUGGUACAUUGGCAAGGUUACAAGCUCCUCGUUCUAGUUAUAACUUCAAGGAUGAUAUGGAAGUGUUUUCCCCUCUUGUGGAUGUUCAGCCAAUAACACCCUCACUUGACAAGCUGUGGGAUGACAAUGAAGGAAUCAAGAAGGAUCAUCUACUUGUAGAUAAGAGGCCUCCAUCACUGUUGUUUCCUUCAUCCACCAGGAGAUUCCCUAUUGCAGAUGAUAGUGGCAAUGACCAUCCAAUAUUUGAUUGGAAAUCCAGCUCAACUUCCAAACAGGAUGACACCCGAUCUUCCUUUACAAUUUUGGGUUCAACUCCUAGUCCAUCUUCAAAAAGUGAAGACUCCUCUAUCACUCCUCCAGAAGCUUGGGGUGGUGAGAGAUUGUCUGAUAAAUAUACUCACCUACGUCAGCCAAUUCCUUUGCCAUCUCGUUUUGGGACCUUGGCCUCUGGUGGCCAGUCAUCAGGAGGGUCAAUGUUUAGUGGAUUACAAGAUCUGUCCUCAUCAACAAGUCAGACUAGUAUUAGCUCCUUGACAAACUCAAACUUUGGUUAUGCGAAUUUUCGCGCCAAAGAUGUCUCUUCAAAUCAGGAGACAUCAUUUGGAUUUCCCGAACACUUAACCUCUAGUUCCACAUCUCUGUCCCUUGGUACAAAAGGCAUCACCGGACAGACUAACCUUGAUUUGCCAGGGCCAGCAUCUUCGACCCUGCCUCGAAGAUAUUCUACUUACGCAGAGAGAAUAAGCACAGCGUCUUCUUUCAGUGACGGCACAUCUCUUUCAGUAGUUUCUCCAAAAUUGAAGAAAACAGGAGCUGAAACCAGGGAAGAACUUUUGAAUAACUUGUUGGCAAAAUCCGAUACAGUGGCUGCUUCGGAACUAGGAAUUCUUCCAUCAAUGAAUGGAGUAAUCUCACAACCCCAAAAGGCCCAGCAACCAGAUGCACAGCAGGGAUCCUCCUUUACACUUCAGCUUUUUCAACGCACUCUUGAUGAAACUCUUGAUUCCUUUCAGAAAUCCAUACACGAAGAUAUGAGGAACCUUCAUAUUGAAAUUCUAAGACAAUUUCAUAUGCAGGAGAUGGAGAUGUCAAGCGUAAUGAGCUCAAUUUUGGAAAACCAAGCGGAAUUAAUGAAAGAAGUUAAAUCACUCCGGAAAGAAAACCAGCAGCUCCGGCAAUUGCUGUAAGCAUGGGCGAAGAUUGCAUUAUUUGUGGUUUUUAUUUACCCUUAAUUCUUUUGGAAGUAUUUGGGGUCUGUCUGUUGUUUCAUCUCCAUAAUUCACACUCCAGUUGUGGCCUUUUGUUUUAGUGGUGUACUAGGAUUGCUAUUCUCAGCAAUAGUAGUGAAGUGGAGUUGUGGUGUCAGUAAAAAAGGAAAAGGAAGUGGAAAAAAAAAAUCAAAAGAAAAUAGGGAAAAUUUGCUUGCAUUUUUGAGCUAGGGUUUCUGAAGAUGUACAGAGAUGUAUAUUUCAGCUAAUGAAUAGAAGCACUUGAAUGGCUUCUAUCAAGAUUAUGUGAUAUUAGUCUUAGUUGGUAUGAAGAUUUUUAUUCUUUUUUAGUGGAAGAUAUGAAAGCUUUGAAUAGAAAUAGUGAGCUCUCAUUUGGUUCUGUCAAAUUUGAUUGUUGAAUUAAAUCAAACUCUUAAUAU
This is a messenger RNA of Quercus lobata, 3197 nucleotides long. RefSeq names its product Transducin/WD40 repeat-like superfamily protein (gene NEDD1). Lineage: Eukaryota; Viridiplantae; Streptophyta; Magnoliopsida; Fagales; Fagaceae. Gene Ontology annotation, cellular component: kinetochore microtubule. The transcript is spliced from 10 exons. Gene Ontology annotation, molecular function: protein binding; gamma-tubulin complex binding. The record is from RefSeq and is a predicted model, not a curated record. Gene Ontology annotation, biological process: regulation of phragmoplast microtubule organization; positive regulation of cytokinesis; regulation of mitotic spindle organization. Bases 322 to 2736 code for a protein of 804 amino acids.